AUGUCACAAAAAGCCAUUGUUAUUACCUCACCCCACAAGGCAGAGCUCGUUACCAACCACCCAAUCCCUCGUCUUCGUGAUGACUACAUCCUCGUCAAGACAGUCAGCGUGGCCCUGAACCCCACGGACUGGACGGACAUUGACGAUUUUGACACCCCGGGCCUACUGGUCGGCUGUGACUAUGCUGGCAUCGUGGAAUCAGUGGGAAAGGACGUGAAGAAGUCCUUCAAGAAAGGUGACCGCGUGUGUGGCUUUGCCCACGGUUCCAAUACCAUCCAACCGCAGGACGGCGCCUUUGCCGAGUACAUUGUUGUUAAAGGGGACGUUCAACUCCACAUUCCCGAUAAUAUCAGCUUUCAGGAGGCGGCCACCCUUGGUGUUGGCAUUUUCACCAUUGGCCAGGCGCUGUACCAGAGUCUGAAGCUUGCCCUGCCCGAUAAUCCAACCAAGGAGCCAGUUCCUCUCCUCAUCUACGGUGGAUCGACUGCCUCUGGUUCGCUUGGUAUCCAGUUUGCCAAACUUUCUGGCUACACUGUCAUCACAACAUGUUCCCCGAGAAACUUUGAUCUCGUGAAGAGCCUGGGAGCGGACGUCGUGUUAGACUACAGAGACCCUAAUUCGGCAGCCGAAAUCCGCAAGUACACCAACAAUAAUCUGAAGCUCGUAUUUGACACCAUCGCUCUCGAGACGUCGGCGGCAUAUUGUGACCAGGCAAUGUCAACUGAUGGCGGCGAAUACACCUCCCUGCUUCCCGUUAACAUCGCGCGAGAAAACGUGAACGACCGUUGGACCCUCGCCUUUACAGUAACGGGAGAGGCGUUUGAGUAUGUCCCGGAUAAUUGGCCUGCGAGGCCAGAGGACAAGGCACAUGCAGAAAAGUUCGCUGUCAUCGCGGAGAAACUUCUGGCGGAUGGCAGGAUCAAGGGGCACCGUCCGAGUGUGCGUCCUGGUGGGCUAAAGGGGGUUUUCGAGGGUCUUCAGCUUCUCAGGGAGGGCAAGGUUAGCGGAUACAAAUUGGUAUACAACGUCGAUGAGACUCCGUAA
Aspergillus calidoustus is the source of this 1044-nucleotide messenger RNA. The record is from the annotation of a GenBank genome assembly. NCBI's taxonomy places the organism in Eukaryota, Fungi, Ascomycota, Eurotiomycetes, Eurotiales, Aspergillaceae.